Erythranthe guttata (spotted monkey flower) is the source of this 1233-nucleotide messenger RNA. RefSeq lists its product as uncharacterized. Lineage: Eukaryota; Viridiplantae; Streptophyta; Magnoliopsida; Lamiales; Phrymaceae. Gene Ontology annotation, molecular function: zinc ion binding; aspartic-type endopeptidase activity; nucleic acid binding. Gene Ontology annotation, biological process: proteolysis. The record is from RefSeq and is a predicted model, not a curated record.
AUGACAGUAAGACAAUCUCGGAGCACCGCCGCCACAAACAAUCUCCCAGACACCGCUAACGUUAUUCUCGGCCUCUCCAACCUUAUCCGCGAGCAAGUGCAAAAUCAUCACAAUCAGAUUCAACAACUCCUUCAAAGCCGACAAACCCCACCUACACCUCAACCAAAUCCCCAAAGUCUAUACGAACGUUUUCUUCGCAUGAAACCCUCUAAGUUUCACGGUGAUCCCGACCCGGUCGUAGCCGAAGAGUGGAUCAAAUCUUUGGAAGUAAUCUUUGAUUACAUGCAAAUGGAUGACCGUGAACGAGUGCACUGUGCCCUCUUUUUACUUCGUAACGAAGCCCGUAACUGGUGGGAGGGAGCUAAGGAAGGUGUUGAACUCGAGAACUUGUCAUGGGAGUCAUUCAAGGUUCAAUUCUUCGAGAAAUACUUUUCCAAGGACGUUCGAGCCAACAAACUCAAGGAAUUCUUGGAACUCCGCCAAGGGGAUCUCACCAUGACCGAAUACGUUCGGUUAUUUGAACGAGGAUGCUUGUACGCCCCAUUCAUCACCAAGGACGUUGAGGAAAAGAAAAAUCAUUUCACAAGGGGUUCACAACCCGAAAUUCGAAGGGACAUCCGCAUGUCCGACGCCACUACUUUUCGCCAAAUGGUGGACAAGGCACUAACGGCUGCUCAAGACGAAAAUGAAAUUCAACAAGGGAAACGGCCCCAGCCGCCCACACCACGACCAUGGAAGAAGGCCAACUUUGGAAAUCACAAAUUUAAAGGAAAGAAGGUCCAAAAUUCAAACCCUAAACCAGUAGCACCAACGACCAAGCCAACUUGCUCGAACUGCGGAAAGGCUCACUUUGGGAUCUGCGUAAAGGAUACCGAGUUGUGUUUUCGAUGCAAAAAGCCCGGCCAUAAGGCGAGAGACUGCCCCAACGCUCAAACUCGAGUCCCAGGCCGCGCGUUUGCCAUGACCCGAGAACAAGUGCGUCAAGAUCCGACGAUGAUCGCAGGUACCGUUCUUAUUCUUGGAGAACCCGUGUAUGCUUUGAUUGAUUCUGGUUCUACGCAUUCCUUUAUUUCUUCCAAUGUGUGCGUACGUCUUGGCCUAAUACCAACUCAAGUAAGCCACGAGUAUCGCAUCUCUAUGCCCUCGGGCGAAGAAAUGAUCACUGACAAAGUAGUGAAGGAUGGUCCUAUUCAAAUUCAAUCCCAACCCAUGAGUUCGAUCUCAUCGUCUUAA